Messenger RNA from Porites lobata, 14896 nucleotides. NCBI's taxonomy places the organism in Eukaryota, Metazoa, Cnidaria, Anthozoa, Scleractinia, Poritidae. The record is from the annotation of a GenBank genome assembly.
AUGGCUACGGGUUCAUCACCAUCAGCGGCAGAUGAAGCGUUAAGUACAACAGAUGAAAAAGCAAAUUUUCAGCGUUUGACACGACUUCUGAUGCGUGGAGGUCUCGCACUUUUGAGGGAGGUAUUUGACAGUAUCCAUCCACCAGCCAACCUUCCAGCUGUGCUUAGUAACCCUGUAAUGAAGACGCAGCUCCAAACUCUUAGAAGAAACAAAGUCCUUACCCACCCCGAAUGGAACUGCCUUUACAACCCAAGUGGGCCAGGAACGUAUGUAAAGUCGACUGAUUUUGAUAUCAGCUUACUUUGUAAAUUGCUUCGAGCAAUAUGCAGCCUCACUCCUCCUGCAACUGGAUGGGACAUUUUGCCUAACAGCAUUGAUCACAGUCUUGAGGCAGACUUAGUUAGAAUUAAAUUUUACCGUAACAAAAUUUAUGGUCAUAACCACAAUAUGGAGAUAUCAAAUGCUGAUUUUGAGAAGCUUUGGAUGGAAAUCAGUGAGGCCCUAUUGAGAAUUGCCCGCAGGAUAAGUAGUGUAAAGAGAGAUGAAUGGAAGAAGUCCAUCGAAACGUUUUUCCAUGAACCACUAACGCCAGACGCAAAGAAAUGUGUUGAUGAACUUCGAUUAUGGUACUUAAUGGAUAUCGAAACAAAAGAUAAGCUCGAAAAGCUAGAUGAAAAGAUGGAACAGAUGGAAAUAAGACAUGAACAAAGGCACAUGGAAAUUCUCAUUCUCCUCGAAAGUCUUAAGGCAAAUGGGCCAAUUGCUAGUUCAUCCCCACAAGUGGAAAGUGCCCAAUUGCCAUCUGAACGUCUGGAGACACGUAUACCAAUACCUCCAGAGCAGCCAUCAGCAGAAAGUGCUGCGAAUCUAUCCACAAGCACGCAACUACAAGCCUUGAGCCAGCAGAAUCGUCCGGUAAUUCUUGAUUUCUGGUAUGUUGUUUAUUCAUUUAAGAGCUCGUUAAAUCUCUUCAUCAGCUACUUGAAAAUGAAACUUGGAGUUGACGUUGAAGACUACAGACUAGGCAGCUUGGUCCUAACAGUUUCCUGCAGUUCUUUAGAAGUCCUUGAGGCAUUGUGGAAGGAGUAUCGAACAGGGCAUCUUAACAAAGUGGUUCAAGCGACACUUGUAACGGCAGAGGUUCUGGAAAAGCUUGACCUCAAUGAGGUUAAACUGAGAACUUUAAUUUCAGAGGAAGACUACUUGUCGUACAAAGAUUUUUUGAACUACAGACCAGGUAAUCGUAAAUGUCCUCAUAUGGCUCUGGUUAGUUUUAAAAACUGUGACCUUUAAACUUGUGUGAUUGGUAAUUUUGUCUCAGUCGCUUCUUAUAUAUAUGACCACGUUUGUGAUGAUAACGGAGUUAAGCGUGCGCGGAGCCGGGAGCCAGCAAAGCUCUCUAUACCCUUUAGUAGAUCAUUCCUUUGUCUCCACAUACGAACAUCGUUACAGCCAAUCAUUUCAAUGUGUCACAUUUACCAUGGUAUGGUCUGAUGUCAUUUCAUGUCAUGUAAUUUCAUUUCAUUUCAUUUCAUCCGUCUCCACCCCCUUACCCGUACAUUUCAGACUACUAAAAUUUCUGUGCUCUUUCAUUCUCUUUAGGUAAAAGCGAAACGAAAACUUCCCAAGAACCAGCCGUUUUCGCCUUUAAGCCUCCUGCAGGUGAGAUAGAUGUUGUGGUUCACAAAUAAUACAUUUACAUUAAAAGCAUCACAUUUACGGCAAACGGCUAACGUGAGAUUCAACUUGAGAAAUUUUUAAAAUGAAAAAAGAGUAAAUAAAAACAGCUUAAGACUAUUGUUAUGGAUAGAAUUGACAUGAAUCUACCGAUUUUCGUGUAGUUAUAACAGUAAACGAUAAGUAAAUGGAAAACUUGGUCACCUGGUACAAAUUCACGUUUGCCGUUUGCCUUAAAGGUGAUGCUUAAUCUCUCUACUCUUGAAACGUUAUCGCGGUUUUUAAGCCCCGCUCAAUUUGCCAAACAAUAGGCGAUUUAUCGUCUAAAAUGUUAAUUCUUAAGAACCGCUCCCAUCUAAGACGGAAAGAAAAAUUCUGUCUUUAUGUCCCCGGUAAAAUGAUUAAGAAGUUUCACGUCGUAGUCGUGGAGAGGACGUCAAAGAAAUGUACUAAAACGUGUAAUGCUCCCGCAAAGGUAUUUUUGUCGUGAGUGAACUAAUUGUUUGUUCACGUCCGCGGUAUUGUAAUGCCCGAAGCCCGGCUUACCAGGCUGGAGAUUCCCAAUACACGAGCCAAGCCAGCAACAGGACAGUGGGUAACACACUACUCAUUCGUAAUGUUUCUGUGAUCGUUACGGUUUCGGGCUGGCCAACAUUCUCGAUCCCAAAUCUUGCGCUUUUGACUAUCAUGCGCAGAACAGCCGCGGAUCUGGAAUAAAUACUGAACAAUUUUUAACGAGACAGUGUCAAAUGAUUUUCCUUGUGAAAGUUCAUAGUGCGUCUAUAUAUAAUGCUCUGAAAUUGAAAAAAUAACAUUUGUCUAAAGUCCUUCUGGGAAACAGCGCCGAAAUUUUUGUUCGUGGCCCCCACCUAUGUACCAGGAUUUGAUUAUGCGUUGUGGUUAGCCUUUUAAAUAAGUCAUUGUCAAUAUGACAAUCAGCGUGAAAGAAAAUUCAAACGUUUAACGUUUUUCAACUUGUUUUGCAGCAAUGUUUCGAAACCAGGCACGUGUUUGUAGCCCUUUAAUAGCUUUAGCGAUUGCGUACCAGCUUAUGAUUUGUUUUGUAUUUAUCAUUUUGCUUUCUUUUACAACUGCAUAUCAUUUCAUUUCAUCCUUCUCCACCCCCUUACCCGUUCAUUUAAGACUGCUAAAAUUUCUAUGCUCUUUCAUUCUCCUUAGGUAAAACCGAAACAAAAUCUUCCCAAGAACCAGCCAUUUUCGCCUCUAAGCUUCCUGCAGGUGAGAUAAACAUUGUGGUGAAAAAAAUAAUGCAUUUACAUUAACAGCAUCACGUUUACGGCAAACGGCAAACGUGAGAUUCAACUUGUGAAAUUUUCAAAAUGAGAAAUGAGCAGAAAAACAAUUGUUAUGGAUACAAUUGACGUGAAUCUAUACCGAUCUUUGUGUAGGUAUAUUGAAGAGUAAACGAUGAGUAAAUGGAAACUUGGUCACAUGGUACAAAUUCACCUUUGUCGUUUGCCAUAAACGCGAUGCUUAAUAGAGAGUUUAAGCUUCACGUAUACGGCAAACGGCAAACGUCAGAUUUAAGUUGAGAAUUUCAUAAAAUAGAGAAUGUGCAGAUAAAAAACAGCUCAAAACAGUUCUUAUGGAUAAAAAAUUGCGUGAAACUACUAAUUUAUGUCUAGAAAUAAUGAUCAGUAAACGACAAGUAAUGGGGGAAACUUGGUCAUGAGGCACAAAUUCGCGUUUGCCGUUUAACGUAAACGUGAUGCUUAACCUCUCUAAUCUCUCUAUUCUUGAAAUUUUAUCGCCGAUAUUUAAGCCCCGCUCAAUAGGCCUAUUCGGCUAACUCAAUGUUGUACCCAAUUCAAAUCUCCCGGGGUUAAGAUUCUUUGUGUAUUGUAAUUGCGUUAUAAUGUGGCAUUCGCAUUUAAAUGAUAUGGAAAUUCCUGAAACAAAACGUUUUAUUCCCAAAGGGUUUGAAUUGGGCACGUUUAUGGCCGAAUAGGUCUACUUGCCAAAAAAUUGGCGACUUUUCUUAAAUGUUUAUUCUUCAAAACCGCGCCCAACUAAGACGGAAAGAAAAAUUCCGUCUUUAUGUACCCCGUAAAGUGCCAGAUUAGGAAAUUUCACGUCGUUGUCUUGGAGAGGACGUCAAAGAAAUGAACUAAAACGUGUAAUGCACCCGCAGAGUUGUUUUUCUCGUGCGUGAACUAAUUUUUUGUUGACGUCCACGGUAUUGUAAUGCCAGGAGCCCGACUGACCAGGCUGGAAAUUCCCAAUGCACGGGCCAAGCCAGCAACAAGACAGUGGGUAACACACUGCUCAUUCGAAAUGUUUCUGUGAUCGUUACAGUUUCGGGCUGGCAAACAUUCUCGAUCCCAAAUCUUGCGCUUUUGACUCCGCUUAUCAUGCGCAGAACAGCCGUGGAUCUGGAGUAAUUUAUACUUAACAAUUUUUAACGAGACAGUGACAAUUGAUUUUCCAUGUGAAAGCUCUUAGCGUGUCUAUAUAUAAUGCUCUGAAAUUGAAAAAAUAACAUUUGUCCAAACCAUUUUUUUUUUUAUAAAAAUGAGUCCUUCUGGGAAACAGCGCCGAAAUCUUUGUUCUUGGCCCCCACCUAUGUACCAGGAUUUGAUGACGCGCCGUGGUUGGCCGUUUAAAUAAGUCAUUAUCAAUAUGACAAUCAGCAUGAAAGGAAAUUCAAAACGUACUUUCGGUAAUUCGUUCACUCCCUUGGGUGCCCAGAACAAGGAUAUCGGUGCUGCUUCGCAGACGUUACUAACCGAGGUUAAAUUACGUCUGCGACGCAGGCUACACGUCACGUUACAUGGUAAAAGUCACAUAGGCAAUGUAAAAGUCACAUGGGCAAAGCGAACCAGGUCGGUUCAAGUAAGCAGGCCAUCAAAUGGUAACACAUGUGGAAUUACGAACAAAUGCCCUUUCUUUUAUCUGUUGCUAACUGAAUAAAAGUGUAAAUUUAGAAAAGCUUUUAAAAGCUUUCGUUAUGGGUAAAGGGAAAAUGACAAUUCCCCAAGUUCAAGGAAGUCCUGCUAUGGAGCUUGUUGAAGGUAAGAUAUAAAGACGUUCAGUAUCUGAUUUGAACGCGGUUGGCGGUAAAACGAGCAUAACGUUUUUCAACUUGUUUUGCAGCAAUGUUUCGAAAUAAGAUGUAUGUGUUUGUACCCCUUUCAUAGCUUUAGCGAUUGUGUACCAGCUUAUGGUUUGUUUUGUAUUUAUCAUUUUGCUUUCUUUUACAACUGCAUUUCAUUUCAUUUCAUCCUUCUUCAUCCCCUUUACCCGUGCAUUUCAGACGACUAAAAUUUCUGUGCUCUUUCAUUCUCCUUAGGUAAAACCGAAACGAAAUCUUCCCAAGAACUAGCCGUUUUCGCCUCCAAGCUUCCUGCAGGUGAAAUAGACAUUGUCGUUAAAAAAUAAUGCAUUUACAUUAAAAGCAUCACAUUUACGGCAAAUGGCAAACGUCAGAUUCAACUUGAGAAAUUUUUGAAAAUGAGAAAUGAGCAGAUAAAAAUGAUAGAAUUGACGUGAAUCUACCGAUUUUCGUGUAGGUAUAAUGAACAGUAAACGACAAGUAAAUGGAAAACUUGGUCACAUGGUAAAAAUUCACCUUUGUCGUUUGCCAUAAACGCGAUGCUUAAUAGAGAGUUUAAGCUUCACGUAUACGGCAAACGGCAAACGUCAGAUUCAAUGAGUCCUUCUGGGAAACAGCGCCGAAAUCUUUGUUCUUGGCCCCCACCUAUGUACCAGGAUUUGAUGACGCGCCGUGAUUGGCCGUUUAAAUAAGUCAUUAUCAAUAUGACAAUCAGCAUGAAAGGAAAUUCAAAACGUACUUUCGGUAAUUCGUUCACUCCCUUGGGUGCCCAGAACAAGGAUAUCGGUGCUGCUUCGCAGACGUUACUAACCGAGGUUAAUUUACGCCUGCGACGCAGGCUACACGUCACGUUACAUGGUAAAAGUCACAUAGGCAAUGUAAAAGUCACAUGGGCAAAGCGAACCAGGUCGGUUCAAGUAAGCAGGCCAUCAAAUGGUAACACAUUGGAAUUACGAACAAAUGCCCUCUCUUUUAUCUGUUGCUAACUGAAUAAAAGUGUAAAUUUAGAAAAGCUUUUAAAAGCUUUCGUUAUGGGUAAAGGGAAAAUGACAAUUCUCCAAGUUCAAGGAAGUCCUGCUAUGGGGCUUGUUAAAGGUAAGAUACAAAGACGUUCAGUAUCUGAUUUGAACGCAGUUGGCGGUGAAACGAGCAUAACGCUUUUCAACUUGUUUUGCAGCAAUGUUUCAAAACAAGAUGCACGUGUUUGUAGCCCGUUCAACCAUAGCUUUGGCGAUUGUGUACUAACUUAUGAUUCGUUUUGUAUUUAUUAUUUUGCUUUCUUUUACAAACGAUCAUCCCCGCGAGCUCCUAUGUCCAAAUUCAAUUUCUGGUGCUUUGUGGGUAUGACGUCUUAGUUAGCACUUCUCUGCUCGUAGAUAGAUAGACCUAACGUUCUCAUGCUUUGCUGUUGCAGCUAAGGCGAAGGUGCUCGGCACUCGCAGUCAGAAGACUACACCUGUUUCUCGCUCAUUACUGCGUGACCUUGCAGUGGAUCUUGGCACAAAAUGGAGGGAGCUCGGGAAAAUUCUUGGACUUGCUAACUCGCUACUUAACUAUUUUGAUAUGGCCCAUAUGAGUCUAACUGAUAAAGGAAAUGCGAUGCUCGGUGAGUGGAAGAGAUUAAAUGGCGACGAUGCCACGAUGGAAGUCUUACAAGAAGCCCUGACGAAAAUAGAUAUGGGUCAUUUGAUGGAAAAAGUUGCAGGUACAUUCCUAAGAUGCUGGAAAAUUAAGCAAACACAUGAAAUAGAAAUAGAAUUAAACUCAGGCAAAGAUUCGCAAACAGCUUUGUUUAGAAGAUGCAGUUUUCAAUGAUGAGAGGCCGGGACCAAUUAAAAAAAAAAAGAUGGAGAUGACAUCGCUAAUUGCGUUUUCCUGAGCGUGAGAACAUAGGUCGUUAAAAAGUACAGACUGGAGAUAAACGCUAAUAAACGCUAGAGUUCCCUGGUUAAAGUGAUGUUACGAGCAACCUAUUUCACAGAUUCUUAGACGGUCCUGCGCCGGCAGAAAAGCUGUUUCGCUCGCCUCCGAGACCCUUUCAACCUGAAUCGAAUGUGCUUGCCCCGCUUAGUUAAUCGCUGUUGCCUUUUACGCCUGAAGUUAGGACCCGACUCGAAGCGUGAGAGGCUAUGAUCACUGGGCUGGUCGUGAUAGAAAAUGUCAAUAUAAGAGAGAAUAAUUGUCCAAUAAAUCUCUCUUGAAAAAGAAAAAAAAACUUGAUACAAAGAAUGUGGCAAACUGCAAAAUCAAGCACCUGUUUGUUUAACUUGUAAUUUGAGGCAGUAGAUUUGCAUAUAAUUGUAUUCCCUUAUUCUCGCUAGGUUAUUCAGUAUCGACAACAUCCAGGGCAGUACCCGCAUUGGCUGAGCUUCAUGCAAGUAAGAUACACAAUUAGUUUCUUUUCUUUUUCCUUACUGAUCAAGAAGCCAAGAGGGUAGGAAAAUGAUACCCCUGAUGAGUUGCCUUACCCAUUGAUGUGCCAUUCGAUUUUCCUGUCACUUCCUUUUUCGAGUGCAUUGGUUCUGUUUGUUCUAUUUGUCUGUUAGUUUUUCGUUCUUUCUUUGCUUGCUUGCUUUCUUUAAUAAGACAAAUGGAAGGAGGCGUCACCACAAAGAGCCCUGAGACUCACCACAGCCUUCUCGUAUCAUGAGGAUUUGUAUGGGAAUUUAUUGUAAGAUUGGUAAAACGGUUAUAGUGCACAUUAUUGGCCAUUUUGUUGUUUUCUUAUCGUUUCCUGUUGGUUUCACGCCUACAGAAGACAUUCUUAUUCUUAGUACACUGUAGGUAAGAAACCAAACUGACAUCAAAUCUUGCUAAAACGACGCGUAUUUAAGGCAGAAAACAGGGGCACCCAAUGACUGUUUUUUGUGAAAUAUCUGUUCGGAGAAGCAAAAAUUGCCCAGAAUUUUCUAUAGCUUGAGGAAGGCUAAAAAUUUAUAGAUGACCGUUCCAUUCAUGUACAAUUUUCGAAGCUUAUCUAAUAAAUUCAAUUUUCUGAAGUUCAAUUUUUCCCAUUUCACUUCCAAGGUUAAGCUACUUUUCGUAGAGAAAGGCAACCUAAAAUUUUCGGAACCGAAAAUUCGAUGCAGAGAGGAAUCAGAAAAAUUAUUACUUUCGUAAAAAUUUAAAUUGUCUCUAAAAUUUUCGGGAAAAUAAUACUGAAUCCCUUGUAUUUUCGAAAAGACUCAAGUUGCCCUAGGAUGACCGAACAGAUAAAAAUUUUCAGCGCCUCUUAGAAUACAUUUCUAGAGAUCUAAAAGUAUUCUGGAUAGCUUAAAAAGUGUUUUCAGUGCAUUUAGGAGGAAACCGUCGUUGGGUGCCCCUGAGAAAAUAGUAAGAAAACAACACAGAGAUAUAUCUUUAUCAAAUAUGUGUACUUUAAUGGCUGUUCAUGUGCAUUUUAACCUUUUCACGACCUUACGAUAAAUUGCCAUACAAAUUCUUUGAAGGUUUUGUGAGUCUCGAUCCCCUGUAGCGUCCCGUAUGUAUUUCAUUAUUGCGUUGCCGCGAUCGAGUUUGAUUUAUUAAAUUGAUCCAGACGUCCUUCUGGUGCUCUUUGCUGAUUAGACCGGAAAAACACUGUACUACAUUAAAAACCCGCGUGUGAGAACCGGCCUUUUUUAAGUCUGGCAAAAGGCUUAUAUAUUUUGAGGUAGUUAUUUAACAAUUAAUAAAUGAAUGAUAAUGAGUAUCUAAUCAAGAAUUAUGGUGUCGAGAUCGAGGAGGGUGUUAUCCUUCGAGUCCUUAGGCCGAGGCGGAUAACACCCUCCGAGAUCUCCAUAAUUCUUAUUAUUAUUCAUUCAAAAUAUUUCCCCAAUUCUGAUUGGCUAAAAGCACACGUAUAAUUCACCAUAACCAGUUACUGAUGACCAAAUUUGGAAGAAUUUUGUGUUUACCGAGGAAAUGACGUCAAAAAUGCAGCCCGCUACAGGUUAAUGCACCGUUAACCGAGAAGACCUGGGGACGAGGUUGAGUUGUUUUGGUUGUGAAAACAAAAAUGGCCGACACUUCACUAGUUUCAAGAGGAAGAAAUACAGCUGGAACUAGGCGAAGUAAUAGUUAAAAACAUAGCAAAAAAUAGCAAAAAGACAACUCGGAGGGCGACAUCUGCUAUUUGGAGAAUAUUUGCGGAGCUAGACAAACCUAAACGUACACUAUCGAAGAUUUGAAUGAAUAAUAAAACAAUUAUUGAGUUCGGCCGUUAACACCCUCCUCGAUCUCCAUAACUCUUCAUAAGAUACUCAGCCCCAUUCAUUAAUUGUUAAAUAUGAUACGAAAGCCGAAUUCAAUAACUGUUUUAUUACUUAUUCAAAAUAAUUCCUAGUUUAAAAACAUAGCUAAAACAUGCUUACCUCCAUCGAUGUUAAGUUCAUCUUCGAUAGUGCCCGUUUAGGGUUGUCCAGCUCCACAAAUAUUCUCCAAAUAGCAGGUGUCGCACUUCGAGUUGUCUUCUUCCUGUUCUUGCCAUGUUUUUAGCUUUUAUUUCGCCUAGUUCUUACUCUUAGAACGAGUGAAAUGGCCGCCAUUUUUGUUUUCACAACCAAAACAACUCAACCUCGUCUCCAGGUGUUCUCGGUUAACAGUGCAUUAACCUGCCAGGAAGCUGCACUUUUGACGUCAUCGGUUGAUUAAUCGCAAAAUUCUUCCAAAUUUGGUCAUCAGUAGGUGGUUAUUUAACAAUUAAUGAAUGAGGCUGAGUAUCUUAUGAAGAAUUAUGGAGAUCGAGGAGGGUGUUAUCCGAGGCGGAUAACACCCUCCGAGAUCUCCAUAAUUCUUCAUAUGAUACGAAAGUUGAAUUCAAUAAUUGUUUUAUUAUUCAUUCAAAAUAAUUCCUAGUAAUACCUCCAUCGAUCCAUCGAUGUUAAGUUCAUCUUCGAUAGUGCACGUCUAGGUUUGUCCAACUCCGCAAAUAUUCUCCAAAUUGCAUAUGUCGCCCUUCAAGUUGUCUUCUCGCUGUUCUUGCCAUGUUUUUAGCUAUUGUUUCGCCUAGUUCUUACUCUUGAAAUGAGUGAAAUGUCCGCCAUUUUUCAAGUUCACAUCCAAAACAACUCGACCUCGUCCCCAGGUCCUCGGUUAACGGUGCCUUAACCCGCGAAAACGCUGCAUUUUUGACGUCAUUUCCUCGUUAAACACAUAAUUCUUCCAAAUUUGGUCAUCAGUAACUGGUUAUGGUGAAUUAAACGUGUGCUUUUAGCCAAUCAGAAUCGGGAAAAUAUUUUGAAUGAAUAAUAAGGUGAGUUAUGAGUGUGCGUCGGUUUAGCCAAUCAGAAUCGGGGAGUAUUUUGAAUGAAUAAUAAUGGAAAUUAAAUAGGCUAAGUGGGUUCUUAAUUAAUCAGGUUCUUAAUUUCUUUGAAGCUGAUAUAGUCUUGUCGACUACCAAAAAAAAUAAAUAUACUUGGGUUCUUAGUGGGAUGAAUAUUGGCCAAAAUCUUUUUUUUACGUUUCUUAUUGACCGAGACGAAGUCGAACAAGCUUGGUCAAUAAAAGAUUCAUUAUAUGACCAGAAAGAGAACUUUAAAUGCGGGACCAACGGUUGAAAUCCCGAGCUGGCAAGAUGAUCCCAACUUACCCACUCUGGUAAGCAAUCAGAAGGCAGGAUUCGCUUCAUCUUGCCCGCUCGCGGAUUUAGCUCUCUAUAAUAAACAGUUUUUAUUCACACUGAUCUGUACUAUGAUAAGCCUAACUAAACUCAUUACAGAAUGUACGUAUAUGUUGUAUCAUCUCUAGAAUGGGAGUUGUAUAAUAAAAAGAAAACAAAUAAAUUCAAUAAAUAAUAAGUACAUAAAGUUUUUCCUUGUUGUAUAAAUUUGCGAUUUAAAAUUCAAACUCAGUGAUUAAACGGUUUAUGUUAAUAGUUAUUAAAUUAUAACCCACAUAUAAGAACUUACUUGAUCUUGGUUGGCUAAGCAGGUUCCUAUAUUUUGGGGCAAAUUUCUGCCAGCAGGUUCUUAAAACACUUGGUUCUUACCCGCGGAUUUUUACUGCAACUCAAUUGCAAUGAAUUUUAAUUUGCUUCGUGUCAUGGAAGUGUAUUCACAUAUUUGCAGGACUAAACUAUGGAAAGCCCAGCCAGGUGGUCAAAGGUGACUACAUCGCGAGGUCUGGUUAUGUCUUGAUAAUAAACAACGAUCCCACUCAUACUGCCAGUUAUUUGUUUGAAUCAGAAAAACAAGCUUUCGCAGAGGGAUUCGGCUUUACGACAAGAGAAGAUAUUUACCUGACUACAAGUGACAUGUUAAAGGCCCUAACAGACACGGCACAAAGAGAUUUUUCCAAUAACGACUGUUUUUGCUGCAUCAUCCGGAGCACUGGAACAGAACAUGGAAUAUGUGGAAUUGAUGACAAGCCCAUUGACAUCAAGACGAUCACAUCGCUUUUCACAAGCGAUAAAUGCCCCUCUCUUGAUGGCAAGCCAAAAAUAUUUGUAUUGAUACCUAAGAAGUUUAAACACAAACCACCUGUUCGUCGCGCAAUGUUUGGUUAUGUGACACAGUCAGCACAGUUUCCGCCACCAGAAGACGUUGAGGCCAGGAGUAUGCUGCGGCAUCUUGUUAUUUCUGAAAAAGAUUUUCUGGUAUGGAACUGUUUUGGCGAGGUACCGUCGUCCAGUUACCGUCUGCCCUUUACUCUUGGUAGUGAUUGGCUGGAGUGCUUAUUAGAAGGAAUGCACCUAAGGGAAGCGAUAGCAGCAGUCGCAGGCUCAAGGCUUGGUAUUGUAGAACCUCCAUCGCUGCUCAGCACAUUGGAAAAGAACGUGUUUUUUGAACGAAACGAUUCCCCCUACACUGAAGUUCAGUCAACUCUCUUCGAAUAAACGACCACCCUUGGUGAAGAGAAAAGUGGUCGCUUACAGGAAGUAGUCGCUUGUGGAAAAACAUUACAAAAUAAGCUCAAACGUAAGAUCCAGUCUCUGUAAGAUCCUCAUAUCGAGUUUUGCCCACAAAAUGGAUUUCGCUCAUACAUUUUCUGUAGACUUCUUUGAAUAAGUAUAUACAAGAGAGGAUAAAGGGGACAGAGAAGGCAUCCCCCAUACACACCCUAUUCAAUAGGUAAUUCGUCUCGACUUAUUUUUAAGACCACAGAUCCCAAGGGGGAUUAGACAACAGCCAAUCACAUAGCGCGAAUGUGUUCCGCGUGGAUGACCCACGCUCAGAGCCACGCGUCGUUCACGAAUUGAGGCAGAAAAAAAUGGCGGAAGACGCGGAGAGCAAUAUUGCUAUUCGUUUUGUCGACGAAAACGACUAAAGGGAAAUUUCUGCUACAGCUGUGUCAGCGAAACGGAAAUUAAAAAAGAAUCGCCCUUCCUCUCUUGUAUAGAGCUAACAAUAGAGCAGGGAAAUCCUUAACACAGUGAAUAUUCUCUCAGGAUCAUUUAUAAUUUACAGUUUGAAGAGAGCAAUUUCUGGUUUGAUAUUUAUUCUUUUAUUAGUCUUUUAAUAUAUAUAUUUAGCCACAGCUAAAAGCGAAGCUCCCAUUGAUAAAUUUAUAACUUAAAUCAAACAAUAAUUUUGUAUUCCACAAAUCAGUUAACGUAAGGGCACAUUCAUGUGACUUUUGAGGGAAAAGCUAAGUGAUUUUGGAGUGAAACAAAUUUUGUAUCGAGUUGAUAUAGCCUUAUAUGUACACCCAAAAAAUAGUCUUCGGUCACAUUUAAGAGCAAUUAGGGCUCUUGAUCACAGUAGAUAAGGCGUGCAAAACAAAUUCUUGGAAAACAAAUCAGACCGAAUUUUUUGCGUUCGACAAGUUUACAAAUUCUUGCCAAUAAAUCUGGGUGCGUGCAAACCAAUCUUUUAUUAUUAUAUAUUUAUUAUACACCACAUCUGAGGAGAAAGAGUACUAUGAGGCGCUGUUUUUAUCUUACAGACCUCGUACAAAAUGCAGUAUUUCACAAUUUUUCAAGACAAAUUGCAUUCAUUCAAUAUUCAGGACCAUAGAGGCACGCGUGGACUUUUAAUUAGCGAAAGCGAUCAAAAAAUUUCCAAAAUCACUUAUACGGCCAGCCGGUUCUAACUUUUGACAAGCGCCAAAUUUGCGAAGAAAUUUUAAAAGAGUUACGCUUCAACGUGAUAAAGAAUUUACUGAGUCUAUUUUUUAUUAACGGUUUUAUAACGAUGUGUAAUCUUAAAAAGCGUUUGAUACGCUUGGCAUUUUGAGUACUCCUGCGAGCGAUGUUUAUGAACGCCUGAAAACAAACGGCAAAACGAUGAAAAUUACACUUUUGAGACUACCAAAAAUCAAUAAAGAAAAAUAAUUCGAUAGAACAUUUACAGAGACAACAAUUUUCAUUCACGAAAACAAAUGAGUAUUCAAGUGUGUCUAAGAAUCCUCAAGUCUUUACUAGUAAGCUUAAAGUUUGUUUUAAGCCGCCGGUUUCCCGGUGUUGGCUGUUUUCAAAGAUGAACUCACGAAAAGAAAAUCGUUCAAAGCUUUCUUUCUACAGCCAAAAUUAUAACUAAAUAUUCUUCGGAAAGUUUUUUCUUUCUAUUUAAGGUGAAUUAAUAUGUCGAAUAAAGGCUUUUUAAAGUUCUGUAAGCUUAAGCUUAUAUCAAACCUCAUACGAGGUCAGAUCCGUGUCUCAGUCAAAUCUUAAUACAAGCGUGCAUAAACUAGCUUCAUAAACUGCGCCGCUGGACUUCAUGAAAUUAGAUUUAAAUACAAUAAUUACUCAGGCUUACCAUAUUUCGAGAUGCAGCUCCUGAAAGCUAUCAAGUAAGGCAAGGAUCGCUUGAGCCUUUAUAAUUCUCGUAUGCAUCCAGCAAGGUGAAAAACAAAAACGAUGCCAUCCGAAAUCGGAUUAUCGGCUUUGGCAAGCGACGCAUUUUUCAACCAAAAACCCAAUAAACAAACCAGCCAUGAAUAAGAGAACACUCUUGAUAGCAGCUGUAUUUCAUUUUGUACAUCCAGUGGAAAAAGACAGUUAAAAACAUCACAAGUUGACUCAAAACUCUGUCAGCUUCAGCUGUCAAAGUAAACAACGUUCAAGAUGCUGCAUAAAUUUUACGCAUGAUUUCACCUGUCAAAUUUUAACCAAUCAGAGCAUAAAAAUUGGACGUGGAGCGUGACCAACACGUGCCCAUGGUAAGAAAAGGUCUUCCCCGCCUGUAUUUUAAAAACACUGGCUGAAUUUUUGCGUCUGAAGUCAGUUUGAUAUCAAAAUCGUAAUAGUGCGGGGCGAUACUGACAUAAACACAACAUAUUUGAGAUGAAUUUAAACCAAAAGUAAACGUGAGCCUGCGAUCAUUUGAAAACGAGUAAAUUGUCAGCGGAAACCUUCAAAAAAUACUCGACCUCGAUGGGUCGACACCUGAGCCCGCGAUUCGGUCAGGUGAUAGUGGUCAGCGGAUACCCUGUUUUGACAGCUGUCAAUUGAUGACAACAUUGAUGUGCAAUCAGCUUUCUCCUGGGCUCCCAAAGUAGCUAGAAAGUGUGAGAGUAAACAUUGGUAUGCCUGUGGUGCGGACGGACGGUCGGUCGGUCGGUCACGUGAUUACCAAAUUUUCUGGGAUGGGUAGAUCUCCUUAGCAGUGGAGCUCCGAUUAUUCAACAAAAAUAACACGUGGCGUCCUAUAAUAAUAAUAAUUUAAUAACUUCUAGAGCGCUAUUUACAUUCACUGAUCAACAGCGCUUAACAACUUAAAAAAACUACAAUAAAAUUCAAAUUUGUAAAACUAAUUACAUGUACAUGAAUAUUACUUGCUACUUGCUUUAUUGUACAAACGACCGGUUUCAAUAGACCGGCGAAAUUUCUCCUUUUAUUAAAGCACUGAGGUUACGAUAACUUCGAGUUAAACUGAUUUCACGGGUUGUCAAAGAGUCGAGCGAUUCCCUUUUCCCAGGUGAGCGCCGACUCAUCUCGCUUCAGUAUUCAGAAAUGCUCUCGAUCUGUUUACGCUUUCAUUGCCUUUCGCCCGACAUGUUUUGCAUGGCGUUUAGUCAUGCGAAACCUCCAUGAAACAUCCACGCAGCGCGCGAGGUAACUUUAUCCCGAUUCUAAAAAUAACUCGAGACGAAUUACCUAUGGAAUAGGGUGUGUAUGGGGGAUGCCUUCUCUGUCCCCUUUAUCCUCUCUUGGUAUAUAACAAAUAUGAAACUAGAUUGGAAAAAUUCGCUUCUACAAAUUUUUUUUAACGAAUUUUCUUUCGGCAC